Molecule: messenger RNA, 1029 nt
Organism: Anarrhichthys ocellatus (wolf-eel)
Lineage: Eukaryota; Metazoa; Chordata; Actinopteri; Perciformes; Anarhichadidae
Product: transmembrane protein 88-like
Exons: 3
Cellular component (GO): plasma membrane
Molecular function (GO): PDZ domain binding
Source: RefSeq, a predicted model, not a curated record
CGCUAACAGCAGCCUUUAACACAGCCCAGCCUUCUUUCUGUGCGUCCACAUUAAAGGCAACACAGGAUACGCUCUCACACACUCACACACACACACACACACACAUGCGUAUACUCGUAACCACUCACGCAUUCAAUCAUAUCUCAAACUGGAGUCGGAGUGAGGAAGCAGAAUGUCAGGGAAGGAAGCGCUGAAGCCAGUGGGAAAGCUGAAUUUGCCUCAAGUCUGCAGAGCUUUUUUUUCACAGGAGGUCUCAAGGAGAAGUUUGGAUUCAUAAAAGUGAGCAAAUAUCUGUGGAUAUUUUUGGAAAUAGGCCAGCACAGAAACGGAUUUUAGAUUUAGUUUAGUAGAAACUUCGCUCGGGUCCCACUCUCAAGAUCUGGAUUUUCAAACAGAGAAGACAUACAUCAGGAGGAAAUUCUUGAAAUUCUCUUUGUCUCUGACCACUCACCGGUAAAGUCUUUCAAAGUCUCAUCAUCUGCUGCCACCAUAGAGCUGCAGGAGGACACAUCCUCAGGUUACAACAAACAGAGACCACAAGGAAAGAUGAGUCUGUCACGGAACGGAACGCUGGAAAAGACCGUAACUGAGCAGGGCUCCCCCUCCAGAGUGGGGUCUGGAGUCGUGGUGCCCCCUCCAUACUCUCUCGGUGGUAGCGAAGCGCCUGACACCCCUCUGGAGUUAAGGGGCUCUCUGGACUGCUGGGCAUGCUCUGUGCUGGUCACUGCACAGAAUCUGAUCAUAGCACUGAUCAAUGGCGGGCUGGCCAGCGUCAUUUUUGGCACCAUCCUCACCCCUGCUCUUGUCAUGAUCGUAUUUGGCUUCCUCUGCCACCCCACGGUGCAGCCCCAUGGCACAUAUCUGUAUUGCUCAGACAUCCUGGAUGAAGCCGGCUGCGUGGCUCUGCUGGUUGUGGGAUUUCUGCUGCUCACCCCUCUGCUGGUCCUGGCACUUGCUGCCUACUGCCGCCUGGCCCGCCACCUCCAGCUGGGAAUGUGUUUCAUUCCCUACAGUCGCGCUGUCUACAAG